GGCGUAGUCGACAGUCCUCGGCUCACGGCUGCGGCACCGAAGGCCCGGGUUCGAAUCCCGGUGAAGGAUGUUUAGUGGUUGUUCAAGUCUCUGAGAAAAAAUAAAAAUUGUAUGUUGGCAUAAGGAUGAAUGCGAGUGUGAAUUAUAUAUAAUACAUGUGGGAAAAUUAGGAGAAAUCCAACAAAUUUGUGACUGGGUACAAAACUAAAGGUUGAGCCCAACAAGUGAGAAUGAAUGAAUGAUUACGUUCUGUCAUGCGGUAUUUUAAAAACUGUGGUUUGUGGUUGAAACUGACAGAAUUAUUUGAGGUUAUGGAUAACCUAAGUUUUAAUGUUUUUAUACAAAUGAACAUUUUUCAAACAAUAAACAAUUAAUAAUUUCAUAACAGAGAAAAAUGGCUGAUAUCGUAAUUGACAAAGUUUUAUGUGGUGAAUUAAUUGUGGAUGAUUUAUUGGAGUGGCUAGCAGAAACAUUUGUAGAGAAUCAAAGCAGUAAAGAUUUUUCAGAAUUUUGUUCGAGAAAAGAUUUCAUCACAUACUUUCUCAAUUUGCUUCAUGACAUAAGUGUAAGAAAUCAAACAGAAUCAGUUAUUGGCUUGAAAGAUAGAAUCAAUUCAACUGAAAAUUCUAGAAUAAAAAGUUCUUUAUUUAAUGGAUCCUCUAUACACAACUCCAGAAAAUCUUCCUCAUCAAAUGAUACUACAUAUUCUUUACAAAAUACCUUCAAUUUGAGCUGCACAACUAGCACUCCAAACAAUGAAAAAUCAUUGCAUAAUGGGAGCUUUGAUAAAGAUUAUUCCCCAAUUCAAUCAAGCUCAAAUUCCAAUCAUGGUACCUUUAAUUUGGGAGAUUUUAUUGUAAAAAACAAGAAGAGUAGCUCAAAGAAAAAAUCAAGCAAGAAAGGAAAUAAUGUCAGUGUUAAUAUAGUAGAAAAUAAAACUGUUAGGAAAUUAAAACCAACCAAUUUAAACGAUAGUAAAUUCAACUCCAUAGAAUUGAAGAGUGGAAAUUCCUUUAGUUUUCAGAAUAAUAUAGAAGAAAUUUCUCGGGAAAAUGUAAAAUGUGAUUUUAUGACAAGAGAAAUUUCAGUUCCUAAUAAUAAACUGGAGAUCAAGAAAGUUAAUGAUUUAUCAGAAGAAGAAUCCAAGUUGAAACCUGAUAAACAGAAAAAUUCCAAUCCAAAGACUGUUCGAUACAAGACAGAAAUUGAGAAAAUAGUUAGAAUUUAUGAAUUUUUUAUUAACAAUGGUUUUGUUCUCAGUUUAAUUGGAGAAUUAUAUUUCAUUAUGACUUUACUUUUAAGUAAAAAUUUCUGUGAUACUAAUGAAUGUGAUGAGGAAAUUAUAUCUCACGAUGUGGUUUCGUUCGGUGUGAUGUUCAAUAGAAAAAACAAUAUUACAUUUUUUGCUGUUUCUAUGUUGGAAAAAAUAGAUUAUUUACUCGAAUGUCUCGAUAAUAUGACUUUGCGAUAUUUAUGUGAUAAUGAAAAUUUAAAAUUAUAUUCACCUGAAUUAAUUCAAAAGCUUCACAAAAUAAUAGAACAAAAAGCAGAAUGUAUGUUAAAUCUAUAUAAUUCAAAUGGAAAAAAUAAUAUUUGUUUUGUAUUGGAGACUGAUAACUUAAGCAACUUUCCAUCAGACAUCUCAUUUCAAGGAUUCAAAAGACAGAGAGAUAUGUUCUAUGAAAUUUUGAAACUAUGGGAAACUAACCAUAUGCAACCUAAUUGGGACUUUGAGGUGGCCUUAGGAAGACGAAUAAAAAGUCUAGUGAGUUACCACAAGGACCCUGUAAAUUACGUUAGACUAUCCAGAUUAUUCAUGGAACAGUUAUUGAAUGCAAGCAGUAAAAAGGAAAUUUCUACUGACAAUAGUUCAGCUCUUCUCUCAUCUCUGUCUAAUUUGGAUAAAGAUAAAAUUGAUAGAUUGAAAAAUAGACUUAUGAAGAAAACAACAAAUGGUAUAAAUAGUGAACUGGACUUUUGUGGAUAUCAGGAAUUUUUCAAGGAGUUCAUCGAUACUUCUUAUAAUCCAACUUUCACCAGACAUUUGUGCAAUGUCUUCAUUGCUGAAAUUUUGGAAUUGAAUGGUACUACUUUCGACACCUUGAACACUGAAUCAAAUGAAAAUGAGGCAGAAUUAGAUACAAAGAAGGCUUUUGUGGGUUGUCUGAAAUCAUUGAAAACUUUAGCAAAAUUCUUAGGUUAUAUUGAAUCGAUACCUUAUAAAAAUGAAAAUACUCACACUCCUGAACUGAUGAAUUUUCAAGUCAAAAUCCGCAAUCAGGUAUCUCCAAGUAUGAGCAUACACAAACUUCUUGAGGAUGCUUCAUCACAAGGAUAUCUCACACUACUAAUUCCUUGGCUAUGUGAAUACCUCUCAAUGUUGGAUAUAGUAACACUACGAACAAAGUACUACAACGAAGUCAUUGAAACAAUGAUAAAAUUAUACAGAUCCAUUAUUCAAACUAAUUCAUUUCUUCCUUCGUUCAACUCUCUUUUGAUCAAAUUUUCCUUAGGUUGGUUUUUUGAACUGAACAACUUUCCUCACAAUUUGUUCUUUGAAAAUUUGAUUGAUCAAAAUAUUCUCAAAACUGAACUGAAGUGCUCUGUUGGUUUGGAUAGGUUGAAUAUUGUUGACAAUAAUAUAUUAUACAUUUUCUGUCCAUUUCUUGAAGAAUUCAGAAGAUUAUUAGCUAAUGAAACUACAACUAACAAUCGUAUAACUUCAAGACACAUCACCCCUCUAAGCAAAGUUGAACCUGCUAAAGAAACAAUUAAAAAAAAAAUUGAGCAACAACUUGAAGAGGCCUUCUUCCAUAGCCAUCCAAGUUCUCUGAAGAAAACUGUUGAUUUUGUUGCUGAGAGAAUUGCAUCAACCUGCGUUAAGCAUUUGUGUUACAAUGUGGUGCCUGAAUAUAAGAAAAAAUUUAUUUAUCAGUUGCAGAUGAAAAUGAAACAAUGGUCAAACGAGGAAUUAGAUGAGUCCGAAUUAAAUAACAGAGGCACAAAAUUGGCAGAAGAUGAAAUGAUAGUAUUGGGCAAAUUGUGUGAUGAAGAAGUGAAUAAUAUCAUACAAAAUAGAGUCAAAGCAUCAUUGGUCGCUUUGUUGCCUAUCGAUUUUUUGCCACAAAUGGAAGCAGUUUGCAUUUCAGUGACAGAACGAAUGUGUCGGGAGAAAGUUCAACAGUGGGCAUCUACACAUAUAGUUAUAGGUCUUUUGACAAAAGAGGUUAAAACAGAAAUGAAACAAUUCCAUUCAAUUCAAAGAGGAACCAAACCUAAGCCUUCAUAUGUGUUGCCACCUAGUGGUAGUGAUGUUACACAUGAUCCCGAUACCAAGAGUGGACCUCAUACUCUAAAUAGAAUAAGGCUCUUAUCUGCAUCAGUUUUAACUAAUUCAGAAGAAAUACAAGAGGAAUUAUUGAUUGAAGUCUUAGAAGAUGUAUAUAAAACUAUAAACUUAAGAAAUGACCUAAGCCAAAUGGUUAUUAAGACAAUAUGUUCACAGUUGGUUGAUUUAUUGAUACUAUUUGUUGCUUAUCAACCUACAAAAAUUCUGAAGGCAAAGGAAUAUUUCUUCAAAAUAUGGAAACAGCAAAGAGAUUCAACAGAAGAACUUUUUGAGAAUUUUAUUUCUCUUAAAAAUUUUGCCGUUACUGCCAUGUCAGGACCAUGGGAGGAAUCUAUAAAUGUUAAAGCAUCAAUUUGUGUAGAGCUCAUCCAUGAAAAUAUUUUAACGAGUGAAUGUUUUGAAUCUCAAUGCAUGGGAUUAUUCCAACAGGAACUGGACAGUUUUAUAUUGAAAAUAAUAAUUUCAUUUUUGAAAAUAUUUGUUGAGAUAUAUAGAAAGAGAUAUCAAUCCUCAAAAUUCACAUAUUUAUUGGAGUUUUUAUCUGACUAUUGUAGUGAUUUGUAAAUAAUUUAAUUGAUGAAUGACGAAUAUAGAUUUCAUAUAUGUAAUUUACUUUAUAGAUAUACAAAUAUUUCAAAUUUUUAUUUUUUGUAAAUAAUUUUCUAUUUAAUAAAUAAUAAAAUUUUUCAAAGUUUGUCAAUUUUUAAACCUAAAAUAUCAUGUCAGUUGAUAACUGACACAACUGACAGAAUUAUGAAAAGUUAAUAUUUCUCUCAUGAGACUCCAAUAACUUUGUAAAAAAAAUAAAAAAGUGCCUUUAAUAUGGACCAACCUGAAAAAGUGGAGGAUAUGUUAGAAACUCCAGCAGAGGAAAAUUUGGAAGUAAAAAAUGCUGUAGAUGACAUGUUGGAGAAAAUAGAGGAAACAAGUGAAAAAAUUGAAGAUACAGAAGAAGGAAAUGAAAAAACAGAUGAAGGAAGUGAAAAAAUAGAUGAAGGGAGUGAAAGAAUAGA
This is a messenger RNA of Harmonia axyridis, 4362 nucleotides long. It is a transcript of the gene dlt, whose product is annotated as codanin-1. The record is from RefSeq and is a predicted model, not a curated record. Gene Ontology annotation, cellular component: nucleus. The transcript has 11 exons. Gene Ontology annotation, biological process: chromatin organization. Lineage: Eukaryota; Metazoa; Arthropoda; Insecta; Coleoptera; Coccinellidae. Bases 395 to 3913 code for a protein of 1172 amino acids.